AUGGGAAAGAUCAAGAUUGGGAUUAAUGGGUUUGGGAGGAUUGGGCGUUUGGUUGCAAGAGUUGCUCUGCAAAGGGAUGAUGUUGAGCUCGUUGCUGUCAAUGAUCCAUUUAUUAACACUGAUUACAUGACUUACAUGUUCAAGUAUGAUAGUGUGCAUGGUCAAUGGAAGCAUCAUGAAGUUAAGGUGAAGGAUGAAACCCUUCUUUUUGGUGAAAAUUCUGUCAAAGUAUUCCAGUGCAGGAAUCCUGAGGAGAUUCCAUUGGCUGAAGCUGGUGCUGAGUUUGUUGUUGAAUCUACUGGAGUCUUCACAGACAGAGAUAAGGCUACUGCUCGGUUUAUCUUCUUUCUAUUUUAG
This is a messenger RNA of Salvia splendens (bonfire salvia), 357 nucleotides long. RefSeq names its product glyceraldehyde-3-phosphate dehydrogenase 2, cytosolic. NCBI's taxonomy places the organism in Eukaryota, Viridiplantae, Streptophyta, Magnoliopsida, Lamiales, Lamiaceae. Gene Ontology annotation, biological process: glycolytic process. The transcript is spliced from 4 exons. Gene Ontology annotation, molecular function: glyceraldehyde-3-phosphate dehydrogenase (NAD+) (phosphorylating) activity; NAD binding. Gene Ontology annotation, cellular component: cytosol. The record is from RefSeq and is a predicted model, not a curated record. Bases 1 to 357 code for a protein of 118 amino acids.